Molecule: messenger RNA, 2549 nt
Organism: Beta vulgaris subsp. vulgaris (sugar beet)
Lineage: Eukaryota; Viridiplantae; Streptophyta; Magnoliopsida; Caryophyllales; Amaranthaceae
Exons: 6
Coding region: 331-2061 (576 amino acids)
Source: RefSeq, a predicted model, not a curated record
CUUAUGAUCUCAUGAAAGAAUUGAAUCGAAAUGUCCGCCCAAAAAAUAGGGCAGGAAAGACGCCAUGUUCCUUUCUUAAAAGCUUCCUUCUUUCUUUGCACUCCUCUCCUUUUCACGCAAUCCACUCACACCUACAACACAACACACUCUCUCUCUUUCUUUCUUUCUUACAACAAUUAAUCUACACUAUCAAUUCAAUUCUUUAGUUCUUUCAUUAGUCAUUACUACAUCUGAACAGUGUUUUUUUAAAUUUUUUGAAAUUAUAAUGAAAUUUUCGGCAAUUAGGGUUUUCACUGCAUUAUUUUGAUCGACGAUUUUGAAGUUAUAAAGAUGGGAUCUGGCAGCAGCAAAACGCGUCGUUGUAGUGGUAGUGAGGUGUCGUCUGUUUCUUCUACGUCGUCGUUUUCGUCGUCGGUUUCUUCAUCGGUUGGAAGAAGAAAGUCUAAAACUAGAGGAGUGUUUAGUUCUUCUUGCCUUGGAUCGUCGUCUAGAACUUACGACACUGAUGAUGACGAUGAUCAGGUUUCAGAUCUUCAUGUUGAAGCUAGUAGGACUAGAAUGCAACGACCUCAACUGGAGUCUGGUGAAAUGAAAGUUGAGUGUUUUCAAACUUCUAAAGUUGAUGGGCCUGAUAACAUGCCUUCUGUAUCGUCUAAUAGGAGUAUUGAGCUUGGUGAAUGGGAUCAUGCAAAUGGAGCAGACAAUGAGAUGAGGGCUGAUGGAAGUUCAUCUCAAGCUUUCUCAGGACAAUCUCUGAACCAUUCGAAUCGCUUUUUAUCUCGCUUCAGUUUUGUUCCCGGUAGUGUUAGCUUUAGGCUUAGCAGAGCUGCUAGUGUGGGAUCAUCAAGAGCCUAUCCUUCUUCUCCGAGAAACUUCACUUUAUCAAGUGGUGAAGAGGACCUUCAACUGCGUGGAGGCUUCUCACGUGGCUUGAUUAACCAUAAUGAGAGUCAACAUAAUAGCAGUCUGAAUUCUUCAUGCCUCACCAAUGAAUCAGUCAGAUCUCAUGGUGAUUCUUCUAUAAAUUUAGGUCGGCACCCUGGAAAUUCUACUUUUUCUGGUUCCUUGCAAAAUAAUCAGGUCAUUUCCGCAGAAGAUCUGGUGGAUAAUGAUAGUGAGAGAACUAGGCCAGAUGUGUAUUUACCCCCUCUUGGAAGUCAUAUGGAUGUGGAAGGUUUAAAUAGGAGAAUUGUUGACCGUCGUAAUGGUGCCCGAGAACCAGCGGAUCGCAAUGUUCGGUUUAGUAGAACUUUAAGUGUGGGUAGGCUCCGUGAUAGAGUUCUACGUAGAUCAUCAUUUUCAGACUUGACUCUUUCUCCUUUGCGGCAGGACAGAUCAGCUGCUUCUGAUGGAAAUUCUGUCAACUCUCUGAUGCCUUCUCCUUAUCCACUACCCAGCAUGCCUAAUUCCUACUAUGCUAAUCAAAACAAUGAUAUUGACACAUCACACCUUAGAGAAGGCAGGCAUCAUGAAUUACUGGAGCAUAGAUCAAAUUUCUUGGAGCGACGUAGAAGAAUAAGGUCCCAGGUACGUGCUCUUCAGCGUUUGGGUAGUCGUUUUGAGAAUCUAUCAGGUCAUGAGAGGUACUGUAUUCUGUCUGGGCAGCAUCGAACUGGGCGUUGCUCGUGUCGCAAUAAUAGUAGAGAUUCUAAUUCAAAUAAUGAUGGUGGUGCUCGAGCUAGCAUAUCGAGAAUCGUUAUGCUAGCUGAGGCUCUGUUUGAGGUUCUGGAUGAAAUUCACCAGCAAUCAGUGGUGUUAUCCUCCCGACCUUCUGUUUCUUCGAUUGGAUCAGUUCCAGCACCUAAUGAAGUUGUAGAAUCCUUGCCUGUUCAAGCAUACACUAAGUCAACUAAAUUACAGAAUGAGGAUGUUGCACAAUGUUACAUAUGCCUCGUAGAGUACGAGGAAGGCGAUGAAAUGCGUAUAUUGCCUUGUCAUCAUGAGUUUCAUAAGAAGUGUAUUGACAAGUGGCUCAAGGAAAUUCACAGGGUAUGUCCACUUUGUCGUGGAGAUAUUUGCAGAUCUGACUCAUUACCUGUUGAGAGCGGAGGUGGCUGUUAGUAUUCUGUUUACCAGAAUAGUGUACAAAAAUCUAAAGUGUUUGGUGAAACUCUCAUGAACAAGCAGGUUGCAACUGUGAUGCUCUCCGCAGAUUCAUGAUGUUUCCUACUUGGUCUUUUGUUUCCUCGACCUUCUGGUUCUGGUCACUUGAAUGAACAACAGAAACAUCACAGUUUAGUUGACUUGCUGUAACACUAUGAACUGGUUAGUCUCUAAUGUAUGCCCAUGUAAGAUCAGCGAGAGAACACAGCAGAGGAAAGACGUUUGAGAUGAGAUGGGGACAGGAGAUCAAUGCAUCAUUUUGGCUCAAGUGCCCGAAUAUAUGAAUGGUCAAGAACAUAGGUGGGUGCUGUAUUAUAUAUAUCGGCUCCAGUGUUUUUACUUUGUUUUGGCUGGAUAUCCUUGUGAAUAUGCAACCAGGAUCUGAUUCAGCCUGUAUCUUGUAACUGUUAUAAGUCCAAUCUCAAUGAUUCUUUUCAACACGAAAA